Messenger RNA from Nematolebias whitei (Rio pearlfish), 1064 nucleotides. It is a transcript of the gene golm2, whose product is annotated as golgi membrane protein 2. The record is from RefSeq and is a predicted model, not a curated record. NCBI's taxonomy places the organism in Eukaryota, Metazoa, Chordata, Actinopteri, Cyprinodontiformes, Rivulidae.
AGUAGCGGUUUGUCUCGGUAGCUGAGCGGGUCGCAGUUUUGUGCAGAGAACAUUGAUCAGAACUGAUCAGCGCGUGUUCUUCGUGUUCCACCGAACCAGAUCAGCUCCGACGGAAACAUUUUAAACGCUUUAUUAAAAAAAGAGACAUUUUCUCUUCCUGGUUCCGGUUAGCUUGUUGACGGGGAGCGCGAGGAGCUAACGGCCGUCACGUCAGAAACGUCGCUGCUUCUGGUGUUUUCGAUAAAUUCAUGAUCUAUCGAUCGCUUGUGAUCAGAGGAGCCGUUUUCGAGCCGACAACCAUGAGGGCGGGAUCAGCGGCUCCUCGGCAGCGCGCUGCUGGCCACGUCGCUCGUGUCGUGUCAGAGCAGGUGUGAGCAGGCCACGUCCCUCGGGCGGUUCUUUCAUCCGGCGGUUGGACGAAGGUUGGACGGAGGUUGGACGUGAAGAUGCCGAGUGUGCGGAAGGAAGCAGAGUAGAAGUUUCCCCACGGAGCGUCACGCGCGUGGAGCUCGGCAGGUUCUAGAGAAGCUGAAACGGAAGGAGCGCGUGCAUUUUAAGUUUAUUUAAAAUUCUUUAAACAUGAUCGGGUUCGGCGCGAACCGGCGGGGAGGCCGCCUGCCGUCCUUCAUCCUCAUCUUCCUCACGGUGCUCGUCGCCGUGCUCGCCUUCAACUGCUGGACCAUGUCCAACAGGCACGGGCGCGUGCUGGACGAGCUGGCCGAGCUGCAGACGCAGAUGCAGCGCACGGACGCGGCGCGUAGCCGCCUGGAGAAGCGCAACUCUGAGCUGAUGGUGCAGGUGGACGCGCACAAGAAGCAGCUGGAGCAGAAGGACGGAGAGCAGCAGCAGCUGGAGGACAAGCUGAAGGCCCGGGAGGGCUUCAUGAAGAUGUGCUCUGACGAGAAGGCAAAGUUUCAGGGUGAUGUGGCAGCUCACACAACAGAGAUCCAGAGACUGAAAGAGCAAUUAAAAGAGUUGAAGCAGGAGUUUAUGAAGCAAGAGGAGCACAUGAGAGAUGUGAAGAAGAACAGCACUGCACUGGAGAAGAAACUGGAGUAUGAAAG